UUCACCAUUUUUGUUUUCCGUCUAAAACUGGUCGCAAUAAAUGCUUACAAAUCCCUGCCGUGAACGCUCUGUUCAUCUCUGCCUUUUUCUUCCCGGAAGUAUCGCCCCUUCUUACUGCUUAAUUUCACUUUCCUCUUCUGCGAUUUUGAUUGCUGGGUCUCCUUGUUGAGGGGAAGAAAUGGGCCAGCUGCUAUGUUGCCUGCAAGUGGAGCAAUCAACUGUAGCAAUCAAAGAGAGUUUUGGAAAAUUUGAUGAUGUUCUUGAGCCAGGCAUUCAUCUUGUUCCAUGGAUUCUAGGAAAAAAGGUGGCCGGCCACCUUUCCCUCCGUGUCCAGCAGCUUGAUGUUCGCUGUGAAACCAAAACUAAGGACAAUGUUUUUGUUACAGUUGUAGCAUCAGUACAGUACCGUGCACUGGCAAACAAGGCAGCUGAUGCCUUCUACAAGCUCAGCAACACAAGAGAGCAAAUUCAAUCAUAUGUUUUUGAUGUAAUCAGGGCUAGUGUUCCAAAAUUAAACUUAGAUGCUGUGUUUGAGCAGAAGAAUGAUAUUGCAAAAGCUGUGGAAGAUGAGCUUGAAAAGGCAAUGUCGACUUAUGGAUAUGAAAUAGUUCAGACACUCAUUGUGGAUAUUGAGCCUGAUGAACAUGUGAAGAGGGCUAUGAAUGAGAUAAAUGCAGCGGCGAGACUGAGGCUGGCGGCAAACGAGAAGGCGGAAGCGGAGAAAAUCCUACAGAUAAAGAGGGCGGAAGGCGAAGCUGAAUCAAAAUACCUAGCCGGGCUCGGCAUAGCUCGACAGCGUCAGGCCAUCGUCGACGGACUCAGAGACAGCGUUCUCGCAUUCUCUGCUAAUGUGCCCGGAACUUCGGCCAAGGAUGUCAUGGACAUGGUGUUGAUCACUCAGUACUUCGACACCAUGAAGGAGAUCGGUGCCUCCUCCAAGUCUUCUGCCGUCUUCAUCCCCCAUGGCCCCGGAGCUGUCAGGGAUGUCGCCGCCCAGGUCAGGGAUGGUCUUCUUCAGGGUGGUGCUUUUCAUUGAGUGGGGUUUUCAGGGUUGGUUUGUUUUCAGCAGUUGGUGUGUUUGAUUUCUUAUGUUUAUAAAGGUUUGGUAGGAAUUGUAUAGUGCUUUUGAUUUUGUUUUUGUGUGGAUUUGUAAUGUAUUUUGAUGGUGAACUUUUAAUGGAAGUUUAUUUGUGCUUUAAAUGUCAA
Messenger RNA from Phalaenopsis equestris, 1206 nucleotides. Its product is annotated as hypersensitive-induced response protein 1-like. Lineage: Eukaryota; Viridiplantae; Streptophyta; Magnoliopsida; Asparagales; Orchidaceae. The record is from RefSeq and is a predicted model, not a curated record. Bases 179 to 1036 code for a protein of 285 amino acids. The transcript is spliced from 7 exons.